Molecule: messenger RNA, 1755 nt
Organism: Abrus precatorius (Indian licorice)
Lineage: Eukaryota; Viridiplantae; Streptophyta; Magnoliopsida; Fabales; Fabaceae
Product: pectinesterase-like
Exons: 2
Coding region: 4-1755 (583 amino acids)
Biological process (GO): cell wall modification
Molecular function (GO): pectinesterase activity; pectinesterase inhibitor activity
Source: RefSeq, a predicted model, not a curated record
GCCAUGACCACCUUCAAACAAGCCAUCGCCGGAAUCUCCAAUUCCGGCAACCGCAUUUCCCUCUCCAAGAAAAAACUCUUCCUCUCCCUCUUCGCCACCCUCCUCGUGGUGGUCUCGGCGGUGGCCAUCAUCGCCGGAGUAACAAAAAAAACCUCAAACUCCUCCUCCUCCUCCACCCUCUCCCUCUCCCACAACACCCACGCGAUCAUCAAAAGCGCGUGCAGCACCACACUCUACCCUGAACUCUGCUUCUCAGCAAUAUCCUCCGAACCAAACGUCACACACAAAGUCACAGCACACCGUGACGUCAUCGAACUCUCCCUCAACAUAACCGCAAGAGCCGUUGAACACAACUUCUUCACCGUCCAAAAGCUUCUAACCAAACACGACCUUACAAAAAGAGAAAAAACCGCACUCCAUGAUUGCUUAGAAACCAUAGACCAAACCCUCGACGAACUCAAACAAGCCCAACAAGAUCUCAAACUUUACCCUAACAAAAAAACUCUCUACCAACACGCUGAUGAUCUCAAAACGCUCAUUAGCGCCGCCAUUACCAACCAAGUCACUUGCUUGGACGGCUUUUCCCACGAGGAAGCUGAUAAGCGAGUUAGAAAGGCAUUGGAAGAAGGACAGGUUCACGUGGAACACAUGUGUAGCAAUGCAUUGGCCAUGACCAAGAACAUGACCGACACUGACAUAGCAAACUACGAAGAGAAAACGAAGGUGGUAAAUAGGAAGUUGUUGGAGAAUAACGAGUGGCCGGAAUGGAUUUCCGCCGCCGAUAGAAGGCUUCUUCAGGCGCCGACGGUGAAACCCGACGUGGUGGUGGCGGCGGACGGUAGUGGGAACUUUAAGACGGUGGGGGAAGCGGUGGCGGCGGCUCCGGAGAAGAGUAGUAAGAGGUAUGUUAUAAGGAUAAAAGCUGGGGUGUAUAAGGAGAAUGUUGAGGUUCCUAAGAAGAAGACUAAUAUCAUGUUCUUGGGUGAUGGAAGAACCAACACUAUCAUCACUGGUAGCAGAAAUGUUGUUGAUGGUAGCACUACUUUUCACUCUGCCACUGUCGCCAUUGUGGGUGCACAAUUUUUGGCCCGAGACAUAACAUUUCAAAACACAGCGGGUCCCUCAAAGCAUCAAGCUGUGGCUCUACGCGUUGGUGGGGACCUCUCAGCAUUCUACAACUGUGACAUAUUAGCAUACCAAGAUACCCUUUAUGUUCACAACAAUCGUCAAUUUUUUGUGAAUUGCCUUAUAGCUGGGACAGUGGAUUUUAUCUUUGGUAAUUCAGCUGUGGUGUUCCAAAAUUGUGACAUUCAUGCUAGGCGUCCUGAUUCAGGUCAAAAGAACAUGAUCACAGCACAAGGUAGGGUCGAUCCUAACCAAAACACUGGCAUUGUGAUUCAAAAGUGUAGAAUUGGUGCCACUAAGGAUUUGGAAGCUAUGAAGAAGAGUUUUUCUACUUAUCUUGGGAGGCCUUGGAAGGAGUAUUCUAGGACUGUGUUCAUGCAAAGUAGUAUUAGUGAUGUGAUUGACCCAGUUGGGUGGCAUGAGUGGAAUGGAAACUUUGCAUUAAAUACUUUGGUUUAUAGGGAAUAUCAAAAUACUGGGCCUGGUGCUGCAACUUCAAAGAGGGUUUCUUGGAAAGGGUUUAAGGUCAUUACUGAUCCUGCUGAGGCCCAGACUUAUACUCCUGGAAGGUUCAUUUCAGGCUCUAACUGGUUGGGCUCUACUGGGUUCCCUUUCUCUCUUGGGUUGUAA